Molecule: messenger RNA, 2606 nt
Organism: Bactrocera dorsalis (oriental fruit fly)
Lineage: Eukaryota; Metazoa; Arthropoda; Insecta; Diptera; Tephritidae
Exons: 4
Coding region: 565-2400 (611 amino acids)
Source: RefSeq, a predicted model, not a curated record
ACCGCGACCACGAAGCAACGAUUUCUGCGCAUGCGCACAGAUCAUUUUAUAAAAGCGAGUCACUAAAUCGAAAGAUAUUGCAGUAGACGGUCAAAUGAACAUUUACAAGAAAUGACUGCAUCACAAAACAUAUUAACAGGUGCUAAAAAGAUAUAACAAUGGAAAUAUAUACAUACAUAGUUGUAUGAAUCAAGUUUAUAGAUAAUCAGCCAUUGUAUUCUGAGCAGCAGUGCAACGUGCACGACAAAGUAACAAAAGUGUCGGUUAACGUGUUUAAUAUUUGACUUCAAUUUGGUUUAAUUUAAUCCUAAUUUUUCACGUUUGGCUAUUCGAUUUGAAAUGACUUGCUAAUUGUAGUUGAGGUCAGUGCGACCUUAGUUGGGUCUUUGGGCCAGAUACGUUUAAGAAAACCAAAACCAAAACAAAAGCAGACAUAUGUGAAAAAGUAAACGAAAAAAGUAACCGCUACACUGCUGACUUACUUACGGGCAAACAUAAAAUAAACCAUAAAGUAACACAACACACAAACAACAACAUUCGGCAAGUCGACUGUUGAAUGGGAAAAUGAAAGUACUACCGAUAUUGCAGCCAAAUCGGCUAUUGUACCUCUACUUCACAGUCAUUGUUGUUAUCGUUGUUGGGGAUUAUGCAAGUGCGCUGCAACAGCAACAGUCAGAGCCACAGACACGGCGAGAGCAAGAUCGGCCAACAACUACGCCCAGUAAACAGCAACAACCUGCACAUGCGGAAGUAAACCAUACCGCCAAUAAACCGUUGAAAUUCGGUACAAAAAUUGUUGAUUAUGCUGUUGCUAAAUUGAAUGCUAACAUCACAACUAUUAAUGCUACAGAUCGCCAACAAUCCGCUGAUACCAGAAAUAACAAGCAAGAAAACGAAAAACUACAAACGGACAUACAGUUAAACAAUGCCGCAGACAUUGCACCAUCACCAAGGGUAGCACGUCGCUUUGAUGGGUCCACAGCGCCAGCCACACAAAUGAUUGGUGAAAAUGACGUGCCACCGGUGAAGAAAACUCAGCGCACUGGCAGCACAUCGGCAAAUGCACCAUCGGCCGCGCUACCAAUUGCCACAGCGACGUCCAAGCCAAAGCGUCGAGACGGCAAUAGCUCGCGUUCGAGCUCACGCGAUGGCAAAUCCGCUGCGGUUGCAGCAAGUCAACGUUCCAAUUCUUUUGAUUCCCAGGCGCAAAGUGCACGGCAGUUGGCAACUAACCGUGCUCGCAAUUCGCAUGCAGCCAAUGUAGCGAGCCAGCAAACGAACAGGGGGUCUGGUAAGAAAAGCAAAGUUGCAUCACAGCCAACGUUGACGCCAGCGGUUGUGGCUAACAGCCGGCGGGAGGCAAAUAAAUCGCGCAAAGCCUUAAGUGCAACAACGGUAUCAGCACCAAUAUCCUCGUCUACACCUGCGACCGCGACUGUCCGCGCUCCAGUUGUUGCCAACAAUCCACUCAGUAAUCCUUUCAGUUUUUUCUCUCCCUCUCUUUGGGCUCUGUCCAGUCCACCCAAAGCAUCGUCAACAAAAAAGCCACCCAAAAAAUAUACACCGCCACCAGUAACAACUACAGCAACAGUUAAAGACAAGAAAAGCACUCUUCAAAAAGAAAAAUCGACGACGUUAACACCGUUAGCUUCUAAUCAAAUUACGACGACCGCGCUGCCACCCAAAAAAAGCACCACCGAUGGACCAUUUCGUAUAGCAUUGCCAACAUUUAACUUUUUCGGCAAUCAAGCUCAAAGGUCCCCUGAAGCGGUUGGCGAGAAGGAUAAACGCAAUACAGCACAGAAUCUGCGUAAUCUCUUCGAUUGUCCACGCGAGAGUGAGGUGCGCUUCCAGCUAUUUCCCAAAAUUUGUAAAGUGGAUGGAGAUUGUGCCGUUUGGAAUCGCGAUGAGUUGUGUUGUGAAAUAUUUGGCGCAAAAAGUUGUGUCUCAGGCAUAGCCAAACCGCUUGAAGAGACUUCACAUACCCCCAUAUUGGGAUUGAUACCACGCAAAUGUCCGACCCGCCCACUAGCCGAACUAUGGUGGCAAGUUCAGGAAUGUGAAACCGACACGGACUGUUGGCCUAGAGUUUGCUGUCCUGAUGGAAAUAAACGCUACUGCAGAACUUCACAGCCGGAGCUGGAGACAGUACCAGUACCGGUGAAACGUUCUUUCAAUUAUCUCUCCGAGUAUAUUGAGUGUACACCACCGCCGCCACCCAUCUUCGAUUUACAUCCAAAGACUUGCGCUUCUACUUUGGACUGCUUCCCGAAUGUGUGUUGUCAAGAGGCGGGUUUGCGACACUGUCGUCCGCCAAAGAAAUCUCUUCUUACUUGGAUGGCGAAUUUCCUGAAUGUGGACUUCGUUAAGCGCCUGGCCCAAAAUAUUGUUAUAAAGUGAGGCGGACUGUUCUAGGGUUGCUCUUAUUUAUUAGUGUUUGUGUAAAUUUAGCGGAAAGGUUUUCAAAGGAUACAUACAUACAUACAUAUAUGUACCUUAUUCGCGGUCAAGUGUAAAUACACAUAAAAACAUACUUACAUGUAAAUACAUCACAUACAUACAUACAUUUGUACAUAAAAUAUAAUAAGAAAUUCGUGAUUACAUAC